UCCCAAUGUCAUAUUGAGUGGCUGGUGCUUCUUCGACAUUUAGAUAGAUAGCUCAUUUCACGAUGAGAGAUAUAAAAUCGGGUUAGAACAAAAGCUAGCUUCAAAGUGGUCUUUCUGGCUGCUUGGUUUAUGUAAGAAUAGAGUGCGGCUAGAAGCGGAGAUUCUUCAUCCUUUUUCUCUCCUUGACCUUGACAAUCCAACAAGCUUUUAGUUGGCCUGCGUGAAGGUUGUUUUGUUUUGGUACAGCCAGAUCCGCUUUGAGUGCCGUGGGAUAGAGAGAGGUGUUUUUGAAGUUGAAGAAAAGAGUGAAAUAAUUUUCUCUAGAUAUUCUAUGAUCAUUUGAAGCCUCUCAUGUGAAAAUAAUUUUCCAACUGGCUUCGUAUCCAGGAAUAUUUUCUUGGUGUAAUAGCACGAAUUUUUCAUGUUCAUUUGCUCCUAACACCAGUUAGCGGAAGUGUCUUCUUCUUCUCUUCUACAAGCUGGUGAGUUAAAUCUACAUACUUAACAAAACCUUCAAUACACUGUCAUUAAUACUUUUCACCGAUUACGAUGUGUGGUUAUGUGUUUAGAAGGCUAGUAUGUGCACAAGUUUUACCAGAUAUUUAUAGGUGUGUCAUGCAAAAUUUAGGCACUAAUCAUGUGGUUUUGUGUUUGAGUUUGUUGCCCACUAGCAUUAGAUUAUUCUCCACCAAAAUCGAACAAGUUAGAGAGGAUUACUUAUUUGCCGUGUCAUACCUCAUAAAUUCAUGUGGGUUGUCCCCAGAAAUAGCAAAAUCUGUCUCCAAAAGAAUCAAGCUUCAAUCUACUCAACAACCAGAUUCGAUCUUGAAAGUUCUAAGAAACCGUGGAUUUACGACUGCCCAUAUAACCAAACUUGUUAGAAUGCGCCCUGGUAUACUUUUAGCCAAUCCUGAGAGGUCAAUUUUGCCAAAAUUUGAGUUUUUCAACUCUUUGGGGAUCACAGAUGCUGAGCUUGCAGGUGUUUGCUCUUCAACUCUAGCUAUUUUGGGUCACAGUUUAAAGAACCUACUCAUUCCUAACGUCAAAUUCCUCAAAAGUGUGCUCAUCUCUAAUGCUAAUGUUGUUAAAUCAUUUAGAAAAAAAUCAUGGCUCUUUCAGCAAGAUAUGGCAAAGACUGUGUCUCCAAAACUUGAGGUCCUAAGAGAACUUGGAAUGCCUGAGCAUUUCGUUGCAUUGAUUUUAACAUGUUAUGCCCCUAUAGUCCUCCAAAAACGUGAGAAGUUUGACAAAAAUGUCAAGAAGGUUAUUGAAAUGGGUUUUGAUCCUCAGAAAUGUAGGUUCAUCCAUGCAAUGCAGGUGUUUGUCUCAAUGAGACAAUCAACUUUGGAAUAGAAAUUUGACAUUUUCAGGGGGUGGGGGUGGUCUGAUGAGGACAUUAUGCUGGUUUUCGGAAAAUGCCCCAAUUGUAUGAAUGCCUCUGAAAGAAAAAUAAUGAGUGCAAUGGAUUUUCUUGUGAACAAGAUGGGUUGGCAGUCCACAUAUAUUACCUUGUUUCCAGACGUUUUCCUUAUGAAUCUGGAAAAGAGGAUAAUGCCAAGGUGUUUGGUUAUUAAAGUUCUGCAAUCGAAGGGGUUGGUGAAGAAAAAAUUGAGCCUAAGUCCAUGUGUAAAACCUGUUGAGAAGCUAUUCUUGGAUAAGUUUGUGACAAAAUACUUGGACCAGGUUCCUGAAUUGAUGAAUAUCUAUCAAAGGAAGGAAGGCUUUCAGGCUCUGGAUAUCUUCCAGCAAACUGUAGCAUGCCAACAUUCCAAACCUAAACGAUUGUAUAAUCUCUAAUUGGUCCCUGGAGUUCCUAACAAGCCCUUCCUUGCUAGCAAAUUACAGUGAAGCUUGGAGGUCAGAGAAAGAGAUGAAUCAGUGAUAUUGAUUGACUUGAACAGUAUUAUAGAUAUGAUGAUGUGAUAUUUUUGCCUGUACAUGUUCUUUGUUUGGUUGACGUGUGCUCCUGUAUAAUUGUAAUUGCAAUAUUUUAUCAAUCUCCAUUGCAUUAGAGGCUGAUUUCAGAUAUAUAGCGAUGAAGUAAAUUCCUUGUGGGAAAGAGGAUAUAUUUAUUGAUAGGUGGUAGUCUUGCUUAACUUGAACUAUAUUUUGGAAUGAAUUUGAUGUCCAGAUCAAGAUUUUCUAGAACUCCAAGAUUUGGUUCAUGUAUUCACCUUUUAAAUUUUAAUUGCAGCAAGGCAAAGAUGUUUUGAGAUAGUUGUAAGAUUUAA
Molecule: messenger RNA, 2231 nt
Organism: Pistacia vera
Lineage: Eukaryota; Viridiplantae; Streptophyta; Magnoliopsida; Sapindales; Anacardiaceae
Exons: 2
Coding region: 550-1353 (267 amino acids)
Biological process (GO): chloroplast organization; regulation of DNA-templated transcription
Cellular component (GO): chloroplast
Molecular function (GO): double-stranded DNA binding
Source: RefSeq, a predicted model, not a curated record